GGGAGAGGAAUAAGGAAUGGUUAAAGUCUGUGUAUCUUUCUGCAGGGACACAGCAGCAAACACAGAGCUCUGCUUUCUAUUUUGCCCUGUGCUCCCAACCUUGAACUUGCACCUGCUGGGAAGGGUUUACAUUGCAGGAUUGCCAGGCUGCCACUGCAUGCACCUGUGUCACCCCAAAGGGUUAUGUAAUGCUAUAUCCAGAAAAUUAAUGUUGCUGAACUACAACUGCCAGAAUUCUGCCAUGAAUAUGGGACCGGUGGUUAAAUAAGAGCUGGGGGCUACAUGAAUGUACAUGAGGCUGAUGGAAUCCAACCCCCCUCUGCCUGUGAGGAUGGUUGUGAUGGACAGCAGCUUAAUGGUUAAAUAGGUUGAUUUCAGUAGGUGGGCUGCUUCCAUUUCAGAAGGGAAGGGGGUGUAGUGAUUUACUUUUUUUUCCGGGAGGAGCUGGGAAGAAGGCAAAUGAUGAGAAGGAUGUUAUGAUUGGGCUCGUUCUCCGUCUGGGAUUCACUGCAGGCAGAACAAAGCGUCUUUACUGCUCGGCUUCUUCCUGCUUGUCGCCUCCUGCCUGCAGAACAGUGAACAUGUCCAGCUGAUAACAUCAUGCAGGCUGAGGGGAACAAGAGCCACUGACACAUCAGCGAUUGGAUUUAUAUCCCUCCAAAGACUUCAGUAGGUUUCCACAGUACCAGGGCAGAAAUAACAAUUUUCACUUGAGCCACUGCAAGAAAUUAUAAAAUUCACAUAAGAAUACAAUGGAAACAUUGUCCCAGGAUUCUCUUCUGGAAUGCCAAAUUUGCUUUAAUUAUUAUAGCCCUCGAAGAAGGCCAAAGCUACUUGACUGUAAACACACGUGCUGUUCAGUCUGCUUACAACAAAUGAGGGCUAGUCAGAAAGACCUUAGAUGCCCGUGGUGCAGAGGUGUGACUAAACUGCCACCUGGAUAUUCUGUGUCCGAGCUGCCCGAUGACCCAGACGUUGUUGCUGUUAUUGCAAUUCCUCAUGCUUCAGAAAAUACCCCAGUAUUCAUUAAAUUGCCUAGCAAUGGAUGCUACAUGUGGCCUCUGCCUGUAAGCAAAGAAAGGGCAUUGUUACCUGGUGAUAUUGGCUGCCGGCUACUACCUGGGAACCAACAAAAACCAGUCACAGUUGUGACCAUGCCAAUGGAACAACAGCCUUUACAUGGCAACAUUCCACAGGACAUUAUAGAAGAAGAACAUGAAAGAAGAGGGGUUGUUAAAAGCUCUACCUGGUCUGGAGUUUGCACUGUGAUUUUGGUAGCAUGUGUACUAGUCUUCCUUCUUGGGAUUGUUCUCCACAAUAUGUCUUGUAUUUCAAAGCGUUUUACUGUGAUAUCUUGUGGCUGAAUCUUACACUAUGAUUGUGUGCUUGCGCCUUUGUUUCUUUAGAAUAGGGCUAUAUCAAAAUAAACAAAACUGUACACAGCAGCUUUGCAAACUGAUAAAGUGUCAACUAAAACUAAGUUGGAACUUUUUCUUUAAUAAAAGAUUGAGCCCUAUAGGGGAGUCUUGCUCCCCAACAGCGUGGAUAGAUCUAAUGAAGAUUGCAUGUACAGCCAUUAAUCGUCUGCAAAAACAGACUAGCGUGAUGUUUCUGACUGUAGGGUAGUAUAAGACUAUGUCUUCUUCAGCUCAUUGUGCAUCUUAGACCAACGUAAGCCUUUAUUAAGGCUAUUGUCUUUCUCAUACCUACUUAAUUCAGUUAAAAGAUUGCCUAUAAAGAACCAACAGAGAUAUGGUUUUGCACAUAUUGGCAGUUGAUAUAAGAUUAAGCUAUUUUUAAAUGGUGUGUAGAAAUGUGGAAACAUAUGGUUAAAUUAGCCAUUACUUAAACCAACCAUAUGUAUCUGCCUGCAUCUCAGGUCUUCUAAUAUUCACAGAUAUGGCUUUUUGCUAAAAUGGCGUUUAGUGGUGGUACUGUCAGAAUAGUACUACUAUAACUGUACUUUCGCGAUGAUCUUUCUUGUUUCAGGAACAUAUAAUUCUUGUGAGACAGAAUGUCUUAAAAACAAAAUUGUCAUUUCAUAAUGUCAUUUCACGUUUUCAUAACUUGUCUUUGUUGCUGAAAUGUUAUGAUGCACGUUUUACAUACCACAUUUGUGUCCUUUGGUGGAAAAACAGCCAACCAUUUGCAAUAAAGUUGUCACACAUCUGUUGCACGAGGUUCUCCUUUUUUAGUGGAUCAUGCAUUAAAGCAACAUAAACAGGAAGGGCUGAUAUUUAGAACAAUGGGUACUAGCAGAGACUUGCACAUAGGCACUGCAGAAUUUUGUAUUGUAUAAUAUUCAUCAACAUCUGUGUUGUUAAAAAAGUCAUUAGUGGAUGUUUCCAUUUAUUAAACUAAGAAACAUCUGUUACUGUAAAGAUCUAGAUUUCAGGCCUAGUUGGUUCAGCUUUUAUGGCACAGGAUGGACACAAAUGGUCAUUUUGACUGUGAGAUUAUAAUAGGAUAAUGAGAUGUAGAAUUAUCUUCUGAAUUCUGAGAUUUGUAAGAGCUGAUAUUAGCCCUGUUAGCUUUCAAUGAGAUGCUUCCUAAACUAUCAGCUAUGUUUUUUUCUGUCUGUUAUGUUUAAAAGUGUCUUUAUGUUUGCUUUGUAUUUAGGGUUUGAUCAUGUAGUUGUGCUGCAACCCAGAGUUACUCUAUUGUUAAUAUAAAUUACCCUAACACGGACGUAUUAAAGUACAGUGUAUUCCAGUUAGAUGCUUUUUUCUUUUUUGUAAUGUUUAAGGACUAUCUGCAAUUUCUGGAAAAACAAAACAAGAAACAUCAAAGCGAUGCCAGAUACACACGCUUGGAUCUAUUGUAUAGUGAGAUUUUAUCCUCAGAAAAACCCUCUUCUUAUAAAAUGAAAUUCCAGUUCCAAAUGUCUGUGAGGAAAUUCCAGGGACACUGUUGUAGAGAAGUUACGGGAAUUAGAGCAGCAAUGUUAAUAAGAAGAGUAUGAAAUAUAACUGUGUCAAAUAGCAAUCAAGGUUAUAGCUGUAAAUAUAGUUUUAUAUAAGAUCAAAAAUGAUACAAAGGAUUUAAAAAAGGAAGUUGAUUUAGAAUUUAUUCCAAGGUGAAGGGGUAUGUGUCAGAUAAAUUACACAUUUUCUUUAAUAAGGGAAGACUAUGAUCAAAACUUUGUGUCACAAUGCACAGGAAGGAAGAUCGGAGUAAUGUGAACAGCAACCGAAACACUGGUUGUCAUGUUUGGGAUUAUUUUUACAUCCCAUAUUUGUGACUGCACAGGAAUGUUUUUAAGCACAGACAAUAUGCUUUGAAUUAGACUAUUUCAGAUGCUUUGGCUAGAGCAGCACUGCUCUGUGUUAAGAUUAGUACAGCUCUGUAAGGAGAACAAUGUAUUCAUGCAUUUUGCCUUUACACUUCUUUAUUAUGAGCUUUUAUAUUAUGUGUCAAUGUUUUUAAUAAUAUUUUGUAACCAGGACCAGAGAUUGAUUAUAUUGCUAUUGAUAAAUAUUUGACAUGUGACAUUAAAAAAAAGUCCAGUUAGGAGUUUCCAGUUGUAAAAGAUUUCAUAAAGAAUCCAGUAUUAUUACACUUGAAAUGGGACACACUUUAAUAACUGUGCAGUACAUAUUCUAGUAACCAAAUUUGUUUGUCAAGACGUAGGAGCUAAAUGCUUUGAAAUGUAUUUUUUUCCAUUUCUUUUAAUGUUAUCAGUUAGUUUAUAUAAACUUUAAUAUUCAAUGUCA
Messenger RNA from Xenopus laevis (African clawed frog), 3713 nucleotides. RefSeq names its product ring finger protein 152 L homeolog (gene rnf152.L). The record is from RefSeq and is a predicted model, not a curated record. Lineage: Eukaryota; Metazoa; Chordata; Amphibia; Anura; Pipidae. Gene Ontology annotation, cellular component: lysosome; lysosomal membrane. The transcript has 2 exons. Gene Ontology annotation, biological process: negative regulation of TORC1 signaling; protein ubiquitination; apoptotic process. Bases 753 to 1364 code for a protein of 203 amino acids. Gene Ontology annotation, molecular function: ubiquitin protein ligase activity.